AGCCAAAAGCCAUUGAAAUUGGAUGGAAAUGACACAUUCCAAUUCACAUUAAAAAACAUUACUUUGACAUUUGGCCAUUUUCAUUUGCUACAUUUACUUUUAGCAGAUCCUAUAUAGUGCUAUUAUGUAUAGUGUAAGUGAUAGAUUGACAAUUAGUUUCAUCGUCCCACUGUACUCAUUCAAAGUAACUCAAGAUUUUUAUGCAAUUUUGGAAAAGAAAACUGAAAGGGUCCAAGUGAUCACCAGAUGAAUGAUACUGACUCAGAAAUCUCAGCUCCACUAAUUCAAAGAGAUGAUGAUGAUAACUCUCCGGUUGAACAAGUGGCACUCACCGUUCCCAUCACCGACGAUCCCACUAUUCCUGUCAUCACUUUCCGCAUGUGGUUUCUCGGCACUAUCGCAUGUUUUCUCCUCUCAUUCCUCAACCAAUUCUUCUGGUACCGCCGUGAACCCCUCACCAUCACCUCCAUCUCCGCCCAAAUCGCAGUGGUUCCGUUAGGCCACCUCAUGGCUAACGUCAUUACAGACCGAGUUUUCUUUAAAGGAAGCAAGUACGAGUUCACACUGAAUCCAGGCCCAUUCAACGUUAAAGAACACGUGCUGAUCACGAUAUUCGCUAACUCUGGAGCUGGGAACCCGUAUGCGAUUCAUGUGGUUAGUGCAGUGAAGUUGUUUUACAAGAAGAAGUUGACUGUUUGGGUGGCGUUGAUGGUUGUUGUUACCACACAAGUGUUGGGGUUUGGUUGGGCUGGGAUUUUCCGACGGUAUUUGGUGGAGCCGGCAGCCAUGUGGUGGCCCCAAAAUCUAGUUCAGGUGUCACUAUUCAGGGCCCUUCAUGAUAAAGAAGAGAGAGCCAAGAAUGGACUGACAAGAAACCAAUUCUUUCUCAUUGCCUUUGUCUGCAGCUUUGCUUACUAUGUCUUUCCAGGUUACCUUUUCCCAAUGCUAAGUUCCAUUUCUUGGCUGUGUUGGUUAUUCCCUUACUCUGUCCAAGUCCAACAGUUGGGUUCAGGGCUUCAUGGCCUUGGAAUAGGCGCCAUUGGGCUGGAUUGGUCCAGUAUAUCCUCCUAUCUUGGAAGCCCACUAGCUAGCCCAUGGUUUGCUACUGCAAACAUUGCUAUUGGUUAUUUUCUCAUUAUGUAUGUUGUUACACCUCUUAUGUACUGGUUCAAUGUUUACAAGGCCAAGAACUUUCCAAUAUUCUCGGAUGGAUUGUUUAAAGAAAAUGGUCAAGAGUACAACAUUUCAACCAUCAUAGACCCAAACUUUCACAUUGAUUUAGAAAAGUAUGAGCACGAGGGUCGCCUAUAUCUCAGCAUUUUCCUUUCACAGACAUAUGCAUUCAGCUUUGCCUGCCUCACUGCCACAGUUGUUCAUGUCUUCCUCUUUCAUGGACGGGAUCUAUGGCAGCUCAGCAAGUCUGCUUUACAGGAGAAGAAAAUGGACGUGCACACAAAGCUCAUGAGAAAAUACAAGCAAGUUCCUGAAUGGUGGUUCACGAGUAUUCUACUAGUAAAUAUUGCAGCAACUGUAUUUGUAUGUGAAUAUUACAAAAACCAGCUUCAAUUACCAUGGUGGGGUGUUUUGUUAGCGUGUGGCAUUGCAUUCUUUUUCACCCUCCCAAUUGGAGUCAUUACUGCUACCACAAACCAAACACCUGGUUUGAAUGUGAUCACGGAGUACAUAAUGGGAUACUUGUAUCCAGGAUAUCCAGUUGCUAAUAUGUGCUUCAAGGUGUAUGGUUAUAUCAGUAUGAAGCAAGGUUUAACAUUCCUGCAAGACUUAAAACUUGGACAUUAUAUGAAGAUUUCCCCUAGGGCAAUGUUCAUGGCUCAGGUUGUUGGAACCUUAAUAUCAGCAGUUGCGCAUCUGGGAACAGCAUGGUGGCUAAUGGACACUGUCCCAAAUAUUUGUGAUAGGGCUCUACUUCCUCAAGACAGUCCAUGGACAUGCCCAAUGGAUCAUGUAUUUUAUGAUGCCUCAGUGAUCUGGGGUCUGAUUGGGACAAAGAGGAUUUUUGGAGGUCUGGGCUAUUACUCUGCGACAAAUUGGUUUUUUCUUAUUGGAGCUGUAGCUCCUGUGUUUGUUUGGUUAUUACAGAAAGCUUUCCCAAAGCAUCAAUGGAUUAAAUUGAUUUCAGUGCCUGUGGUAUUAGCCGGAAUAAUUAAAAUGCCACCUGCUACUGCUGUCAACUACAACAGUUGGAUCAUUAUUGCGUUUAUUUCAGGAUUUGUUGUAUAUAGAUACUACAAGAAUUGGUGGAGUCGUCACAAUUAUGUCUUAUCGGGGGCAUUAGAUGCCGGAUUAGCAUUCAUGGGUGUAUUGUUGUACUUGUGCUUAGGACAAGAGCAUGUUAGCCUUCAGUGGUGGGGAAGUCAUACAGAUACAUGUCCUUUGGCUUCUUGUCCAACUGCGAAAGGGAUUAUGAUUGACGGAUGCCCGAUAUUGUGGUGAUGGCCAUGGCCAUGGUUCCAUCUAUAAGUGUCAAAUUUGUUGGACAACAUUGUUACAGACUUUUGUUUGUGAUCGUGGCUCUUGUUUGUGUAUUCGGGCUUCUACUGGAUGUGUCAUUGGCAGCAAGAAAAGAGGACUCUAUGUCAAAGUUUUACGAGUACAAGAUGUCGCAAACUUCUGUCAGAGAAUCAUGACUCAAGAAAAUGAUCUGUGAAAAAUAAAACUUGGAUUGUUUCCACUGUUCUUAUACCUCCUGUGAUGAAAUGAAAACUGCAAAAAUUGUUUCUGGGACAACAAUUACAAUAGUAAAUUUCUUUGUAUAAUAUAUAAACUUGCCAAUUUUACUCAACUUGUUUUCUUCACCCUGCAAUCUGAGUAAGGAAAUGAGUAGAGAUAACAAUAUAACACCAUGUCAAGUAGUUAGCUUUUACUACUUCUGCGUCAAAUUAUACGGUCUAAUUUGAUUUUGAAAUUUAACCAGUAAUAUUUCCGAAGAAAGAAUUUUAGUGAAUUAUGGGUCUAGGAAAUACACAGAAUACGCCGUCGUAGUAUCAUUGAAAUAGCCGAAUUAUCAGAAGUCGGUAAAAGAUCUGAGAAGUGAAAUAUGGAAGCAAAUAGCUCGAAUUCAACCCAAAAAAAAAAAUGCAUUAUAUCUUCUUUGGUAGAAGAUUCUUAAACGUGCUAUUCUUGGUGGCAAUUCAUCUAAUACAGGAAUAGCAAAACGUAUGUGAUACAUAAACCCAAGCCCAUGUUGUAAAAAAUGUUGGAUCAUCUGAACUGAAUUGGGUGUGUUUCAGAUAAUCAAUCUGAAGUAGGUAUUAAGCGAAUAUCACGAAAGGCAACUCACCGCUAGCUUCAAUUUGAUUCCGUGCCAUCUUCAGGGCUCACAAAAUGCUGUUUCGGCUACACAUUGCCUUUUGCUAGUGCUCCUCCACUUCUUCUCAGUGAAUUAUCAGUUUCAAAGUUUCUGGGUCUUUCUAGGUUUUGUUUCUUUCUUAGCCUCCUUAAGAAUUUGAUUAAUACUGCUCCCUUGGUGUUAUAUUGUGGUCUCUUUCACCCUUGCAAACAAGACACAACCGAACAUAAACAGAACUUGAUGAAGUCCGAGAAAGGAUAAUCUUGCGGAUCUCAGUGACUUUGGGGUCUGUAACAAAUAUCAUAGUGGAAACACUGGGUUGUCUGUCAAUGGCCGUGAGGAAGUCCUUGCUUACUACUGUCUGUCACAUGCAGACAUUUCCAGGUUUCAGAUAUGUUCUAUGUUAAGUUGAAUGCAAAAAAAAAGUUCUUAAACCUGAAAGUGAUCCAAGUUACACAUAUGUUGGACUUUUUAAGGCAGAAAAGAGUCAUUGAACUUGGAUCUGGAUAUGGCUUAGCUGGAUUAGCUGUUGCAAUGACGACGGAAGCAUUAGAAGUUAGCAUAUCAGAUGGAGAUCCCCAAAUAGUCGGUUGAAUCCUUCUUAUGCAAUUGCUAGAUGAGCAUAAUAAUAAUACUGAGUUUGGCCCCCGGUCACUCUCUGACACAAAUAUGUGACGAUAGGAUGCAGUUAUGAUUUUAAGAUUCUUUUUCUCUCUUCAACUUUUUCGGUUCAUCAGUAUCCACAUACAUUUGGGGGGUUCCUCUUAUAUCCCCAGGGGACCAUCCUUAUGAGUAAGGAGGAACAAGAACAAAAACUGGUGAUUGCUAACCAUUCCUCUUAAUGUUUGUAGAAAAAACAAUUUGGUUCACCUAGUAGACUUCUCAAAGUGGAACCGUAACUGUCAUUAGAGGUAUAAUGCUAGUCAUUUAUUGAAUGGACUAUCACAACCUUUUAGAAUCAAUUUUUUCUUUAUCGAUCACUUGACUUGUUCUAUGCUUGUUGGCUCCAAUUAUAGCCGAAACCAUGUGUACUGGUUUGUGAUGUUGACGAGGUGAUGUUUCUCUUUUUCGUUUUUUGAAAAUUCUACUAUAUUCCUACCACUGAUUUUACAGAAUAUCUAAUAAAUUAUCAUCUUUAGUUUAUACCAUGUAUUUUCUGUCCUUGACAUUUACUUAACAUUUAGAUAUACAGCACGAUAUCAAUGCGAACUCUGGUGGAUUUGGUAGAACAGAAGUGAAGCCAUUGAUGCUACACUGGGUCAGGAUAAAGACUCUAAUAUCCCCAACAAGUUUGAUAUUAUCAUCGCAAGUGACUGCACUUUCUUUAAGGAAUUCCAUCAAGAACUUGCCCAAACCAUCAAAUCACUGCUGAAAAAGGUUCAGCCCCAAAAGAGUGGAUUCACAGGACAAGUUUCUGCUAAAAGUGAAAGAUAGUGGCUUGCGUUUCAGCAUAGAUGAGAUCUAUGACAAACAAGUUUGGAAAAGUCAUUAGAGAUUCGUUAAAGGUGAUGACACCUUGCCUAAGUAUGAGAUGGGUCAUUGCUAUCCUGUACUGGUCAGAAUUACAUGGUGAACAUUCACAGUGCAGUCUUACAAGAGUCCCAUAUUUUCUUUUUUAAAUGGAGUAUUAUUUAGCCAAGAUGAUAUUUUAUGCAUUAUUCCACUGUGGAGAAGUUAAUGAGCACUCCCCUUAUCAAAGUUUUUUGGGUCCCAGCUCUUCCUAAGAGUUCUGAAUGUCUUGUUGAGUUGAACUGCAAAAACUGGAGCGGAGCUAUGUUGCUUACUAGUUGGUGCUCUUCCAGUGCUGAUUUAACUGAAAUUCUGAACUCGGGAAGAAUCUUUGUAUUCGAAUUGAAGAACAAUUGAACUUCAUGUCUUAACUUAAAUACGAGCAUUACAUAGUUUCUUAGAUUUACUAUAAGGAUGGGUCACUUUAGUUCAGCAAAUAGGCUAAUGUCAUAGUUUCUCUAGCAGUUUAUACAUUAGUGUUACCAUCCAUGGAAUUGUAUAUCUUCAGUUCAUCAACUCAA
Molecule: messenger RNA, 5340 nt
Organism: Lycium barbarum (goji berry)
Lineage: Eukaryota; Viridiplantae; Streptophyta; Magnoliopsida; Solanales; Solanaceae
Product: oligopeptide transporter 7-like
Exons: 10
Coding region: 247-2454 (735 amino acids)
Biological process (GO): transmembrane transport
Molecular function (GO): oligopeptide transmembrane transporter activity
Source: RefSeq, a predicted model, not a curated record